Messenger RNA from Stegastes partitus (bicolor damselfish), 1372 nucleotides. It is a transcript of the gene tpk2, whose product is annotated as thiamin pyrophosphokinase 2. The record is from RefSeq and is a predicted model, not a curated record. Gene Ontology annotation, molecular function: 8-oxo-dGDP phosphatase activity. Lineage: Eukaryota; Metazoa; Chordata; Actinopteri; Pomacentridae. Bases 1 to 855 code for a protein of 284 amino acids. The transcript is spliced from 8 exons.
AUGAACGACUUUUAUUCACCAGAGUCCUGCAGAGCCAGCUGCCUCCGGUUUGAAAUAGACGGAACCCAGGUGGGUUGGAUUCCUCCCCAGGUGGCUCCUCUGUUGACCCGGUAUCCGGAGGUGUUCGAGCCGCCGCACGGUGGCGCAGUGUCGCUGUGCCGCAGCCUGGACUCGUACGGGAGGAGGUCGGAGGCCGUGGAUGGAGCCCUGCAGGCCCUCAGACAGGAGCCCUCUCUGAGCUGUCUGAGAGGAUGGAGAGACGAGAAGUACAGUGUGAUGCCAAAAUUCUCUGACCCUCCGUUGAUGUGGAUGGAAAGAGCUGCUACAAGUCUUUUCGGGGUGAGGCGCUAUGGAGUCCAUCUCAACGGUUAUGUCGUCAGUGACAGCGGGGAGGUCAGCAUGUGGCUGGGUCGACGCUCCCCCACGAAGCAGACGUACCCCGGACUGCUGGACAACGUGGCGGCAGGCGGUCUGGCUGCUAACGCUGGCGUCAAACACACUCUAGUGAAAGAAUGUCAGGAGGAAGCGUGUAUCCCAGCAGCCAUCGCUGAGAAGGCUCGUCCUGUAGGAACCGUCAGUUACACCUACAAUAAUGAAGAGGGUGUAUUUGCAGAGAGCCAGUUUGUCUUUGAUUUGGAGCUUCCUUUGGAGUUCAAGCCCAGAGUUGGGGAUGGAGAGGUGCAAGAGUUCUACCUCCUGCCCAUAGACAAGGUGAAGGAACUGCUGGCCACAGACGACUUCAAACCCAACUGUGCCAUGGUGGUGUUAGACUUCCUCAUCAGGCAUUCCUUCAUUGAGCCAGACACCGAGCCGUGCUACCAGGAGUUUGUGACGGGACUCCAUCAGAAGUUGUAGACUGCAGCUGAGCAUGAAACCCGCUGCGAGAGGCGAGGCGCCACAAGCCGAGCGUUUCAUCGUUCACAUCAGGAAACACGCGGAACAGACAUUAGACCAGUGGACGCCUGGACGUUGGUCUGAUGACACUAGAUGUGAGGUAGUCGGUUGCAGCCAGAUUGUGUGCAGAAGUCAGGAACUGUCGAAACUUGCCAGACUCUGAGUGUGGCAACUCGAGUCUACGAAAUGCGUCUGCUUGCUCCCAGGCGUUUGGUUCUGCGGGUCCUGACCAGAGCUGGUAAACGAACGAGAACCUAACCAGCUGAAAAGGACCCCGCAAGAGAUGCAUGAAAAAAGUGCCUUCAAAAAAAAAAACACUUUCUUUGGUUUUUAGCUUAUUAAAUGUCAAUUUUACUGUAGUUAAUUUGGAAACACUUUAUUGUAUACAUAGUGGUGUAUCUAUACCAUCACCUUAAAAAAGAAAUCCAACUGACUGAAUGAUUAUUAUUGUUGUAUAUAAUAUAUAUUAUAUUGAUUU